This is a messenger RNA of Phycodurus eques (leafy seadragon), 2328 nucleotides long. It is a transcript of the gene smarcd1, whose product is annotated as SWI/SNF related, matrix associated, actin dependent regulator of chromatin, subfamily d, member 1. Gene Ontology annotation, cellular component: SWI/SNF complex; nucleus. Gene Ontology annotation, biological process: regulation of transcription by RNA polymerase II. Lineage: Eukaryota; Metazoa; Chordata; Actinopteri; Syngnathiformes; Syngnathidae. The record is from RefSeq and is a predicted model, not a curated record. The coding region runs from base 35 to 1579 and encodes 514 amino acids. The transcript has 13 exons.
UUCCAGGGCCGGCGGCCACCCAGUCGGAGAAGAGAUGGCGGCCAGAGGGGGCUUUCAGUCGGUACCCACUGGUGGCGGAGGCGGCGUAAUGGGUCCCGGGCCGCCGGUACCCGGCGCGGGGCCAGGCAUGGGCACAGGGACUCCUUCUGGAAGGAUGGGACCGUCGCCGGCCGCGCAGAACCACAUGUACCGCUCCCCGAUGCCCGGGCCUGGCUACCCGAGACCAGGCAUGCCUCCAUCCAGCCGCAUGACCCCGCAGGGACCCGCGAUGGGCCCCCCGGGCUACGGCGGCAGCCCCGUGUCCCGCCCAGGGAUGCCCGGCGUGAUGGACCCGUCUCGCAAGAGGCCCGUCCCGCAGCAGAUCCAGCAAGUUCAGCAGCAGAGCCGCAACCAGCAUACAAAAAAGAAGAAGAUGGCUGAUAAAAUUCUACCUCAGAGGAUCAGGGAACUGGUCCCGGAGUCUCAGGCUUACAUGGAUCUACUGGCCUUUGAGAGGAAGCUGGACCAGACCAUCAUGCGCAAGAGGCUGGACAUCCAGGAGGCCCUCAAGAGGCCUAUUAAGCAAAAGAGAAAGCUUCGUAUCUUCAUAUCGAACACCUUCAAUCCAGCCAAGCCCGACGCAGAGGAUGGCGAGGGCACUGUUGCAUCAUGGGAGCUUCGCGUGGAGGGGCGUCUAUUGGAAGAUACGGCUGUAUCCAAAUAUGAAGCCACCAAACAGAAAAGAAAGUUCUCUUCCUUCUUCAAGUCUCUGGUGAUAGAGUUGGACAAAGAUCUUUAUGGACCCGAUAAUCACCUGGUGGAAUGGCACAGGACCGCAACCACCCAGGAGACUGAUGGCUUCCAGGUAAAGAGGCCCGGCGACGUGGGUGUCCGCUGCACAGUCUUGCUCAUGCUCGACUACCAGCCCCCGCAGUUCAAGCUGGACCCUCGCCUGGCUCGCAUGCUGGGCAUCCACACCCAGACCCGGCCUGUCAUCAUCCAGGCCCUGUGGCAGUACGUCAAGACUCACAAGCUGCAGGACCCCCACGAGCGAGAGUUCAUAAACUGUGACAAGUACCUGCAGCAGAUCUUCGAGACCCAGAGGAUGAAGUUCUCGGAGAUCCCGCAGCGCUUGCAUGCGCUGCUGAUGCCUCCCGAGCCCAUCAUCAUCAACCAUGUGAUCAGCGUGGACCCCAACGACCAAAAGAAGACGGCGUGCUACGACAUUGACGUGGAGGUGGACGACACGUUGAAGACCCAGAUGAACUCCUUCCUGCUGUCCACCGCCAGUCAGCAGGAAAUAGCAGGCUUGGACAACAAGAUCCACGAAACCAUCGAGACCAUCAACCACCUGAAGACCCAGAGAGAGUUCAUGCUCAGCUUCGCCAGAGACCCUCAGGGCUUCAUCAACGACUGGCUGCAGUCGCAGUGCAGAGACCUCAAGACCAUGACGGAUGUGGUGAGCAACCCCGAGGAAGAGAGACGGGCCGAGUUCUACUACCAGCCGUGGGCUCAGGAGGCCGUGUGCCGCUACUUCUACUCCAAGGUGCAACAGAGGCGACAGGAACUGGAGCAGGCGCUCGGAAUCAGGAACACCUAAAGUUAACUGUAGGAUGGCCGUGGAGGAUGUCCACUCGUUUUAUUUUUUACUUCCACUUUUUUCUUGUUGAUUUGCUUCCGGAGCACACAUUUUCCGCCUCCCCGACAAUGUCUUAAUCUCCAAACAUUCCUGUAGUCAAAAACACCCAAGUGCCAAAGUGAGCACAAAACGCAUCUAAAAAAACUAAAAUUACAACAAAACAAACACGUGUCCCGUUGGGUUUUAUAUUGUAACCGAUCAGGAUGUCCCAUACUCAAACUCUUCUUGUUUUGUCCAGGUGCCAUGCCGUGUUUUUUUUUUUUUUAUUAUUUUUUUUAUUAUUAUUAUUAUUAUGAACUAUGUAUAAUAUCAUGACUUGUCUUGUUAGCUAGUACAGAUGAUGAUCAAGGAAGUAGCUAGUUAGCAGUACCUCUAGUCCAAAUAGUUUUGUACAUACUGAGGCAGAAGAAUGACGAAUGUGAAGUUGUACCUCUUUAUCCCAUCAGAUGUUUUGUUUUGUUUUUUUUUCCUUCGUCAAAGCUCAGAUAGUAGACGCUGUAUUUAUGAGAAUAAUGAGAAUAGUCAGCGGCGAUUACUCAAGUGCAGCAAAGGCACAGGUGAUGUUGAAAAAGUUGAUUAGUAUGAUGAAAUGCUCCGAUUGAUAAUGUGUGGUGUGAAACAACACUGUAGUAAUUAUUUGAAGCUUUUUGAUGGACCAAACCUAUUUUUCUGUAUCUUCUUAUGUCAUAAUAAAGGAUAUGUAAAACUUA